Molecule: messenger RNA, 2127 nt
Organism: Bufo gargarizans (Asiatic toad)
Lineage: Eukaryota; Metazoa; Chordata; Amphibia; Anura; Bufonidae
Gene: CCDC83
Product: coiled-coil domain containing 83
Exons: 11
Coding region: 102-1307 (401 amino acids)
Source: RefSeq, a predicted model, not a curated record
GACAACAGAAUGUUGUAGAUUGCGGGUCAGGCGGCUGUUGCAAGGACUUGUAAGAUCCAGGAACAGUUUUCCUCAUUUGCUGAGUACAGUUAAUCUCCACCAUGGGGAAAGGCGAGAAAAAGGGCAAGAAAGGAACCAAGAAAAAGAAGGGAAGUAAAAAGUCUCAGAAAGACAAGAUGACAUUUGCAGAAGCUCUUCUGGCUUAUCAAAUUCAGAUGAAGGAGAGCCGGAUCGAAGAGCUGCUCACCGAGCUGAAGCAAAUGGAAGAAAAGAAUGUGAGAUAUAAAGAAAGGAACGAGCGCUUAAAAGCCGAGCAAUCCGUGCAUGUUAAGGAGCUGCUGAGCGAGGCAAAGGCCCAGGAAAAAGAAGUGGAAAAGAAAGAAGUCGUCAACAGAGAACAAGUAGAUGAAGUGAUAAAAGAGAAGUGGCAAUAUAUCCGCCAGCAGGAAAUUCUGUUUGAAGAGCUUCGCAGUGAGAUAAAUGGUCUGGAGCAGAAGAUUAUGUUAGCAGAAGCGGAGAAGAAUUACUGGCUGCAGUAUAAGAAUGUGGGAAGCUGGGAACAUGCCAGACAGAUCCAACACUUACAGGAAGAAAUCAGCAACAUUAAACAGAACUUCACUGAAAUAGACGAAUAUUUCAAAAGAAGUCUGGAGAAGACAAGACUUGACAUAGAUAGAGAAACAGAGAAGAAAAUGGAUCAAACCAGAGAGAUGGCGACACAGGACGCAGUAAACAACAUUGAUGAUGAGAGUCGGAGGGAGAUUAAGGAGAACGAAUGGUUAAAGCGAGAGGUUGAUAUCUACAGCAAAGACAUUCACGAUCUGGAGGCGUCUGUCCUUAAAACCGAGCAAGAAAAUUUGCAAUUAAUAAAUCAUCUUUUUGAUUGCCGACUUGAUGACCUAAAAAAUUCAAGGAACACAUUCUUGACUCAGGUGGUCAGCCUGGAUCUCCUGGCGGAUGGCUUACUAGGAGAAGACUUUGCCAAACUAGACUUGGACACGACUUCAGGAGCAGAUGAAAGAUGUAAGAAUGAGACGCUCACAGAGGAGGAGGACAACCUAAUCUAUGCAAACAGAAAGGAGAUGAACCCCCCUACAAUUCUGGGGCUCAAUCAUCCACUACACGAAAAGGAGGAGGGCUUCAAGGAGUCUUCACAAGCGGGCCCUCUGGAGCUGAAGUUGUUAAGUGUUAUGGGACAAACCAAGCCGAUACACAAGCAGAGCGCGGACACAAAGCUUCCAGAGCAGCCAGACAGCAGAGUUAGGUGGCCGCUUACACAGAGGAUGAUAAAAUCCGCCUUCCCGUAACCAGCUAAACACAAAGUAAUAGUACCGCCAUCAUUCAUCAGACACUGGUGCUGGGACAACCACAGGAAGGAACGUGACCGCGGCACUAUUCUAAUAUAGAAGCCUGCAUGAUGACUGUUUCCAAGGAUUGGCUGACCAAAGAGAAGGCGCCCGAGGAUUAGGUGACUCUGUAGCAUUUACUGGCAGAGAUGACCCAUGGGUGACUGAUACUGGGUGGCUAUGAUGUGCAUUCUGCAGGGCGUGGCACUUCCACAAGGCCUUCCUGUCUAGGCGACCAUCUCUUAAAGGGGCGACACAAGACUAGAAGAACAAGGAUGAACUCCACUGAAGGGAACGUUGUGGAGUUGGGGAUCCCACAGUGGGGCACGGAGCGGGUGUAGAACCACAUCACCCUUCAUUGAUUUUUUUUUCCUUGUACAGUCAACUGCUGAGCAGGGAAAAACCAGAAGGCGACGCAACGCUAAACCAGCUCUGCUUCAUCCUCGGUCUCAGGAUCAUUGGUGUUGCAGAGUUCAGACCAACAGAUCACAAGUUGAUGGGUUAUCCUCGGGACACGGCAUUGCUUUAGGAGAUAGGAAUACCCCUUUAAGUGCAGCCACGUUCAGAAAAGCUGCAACGUUUCCCCUACAGGCCAAAUAAUGUACUACACAGAGCCAUUCAAAUGAACGGCCAUCUUUGAGAUACACCGACAGCUGUGUCCAGCAGAGCUUCUCAGCGGUAGCGGGCGCGGAUCUAUGCUCUGCUUGAGGGGGUCCCAGGGGCAAGUCAAAUUCUCUAUCAUCUCCAUAUGGUGACAAAACUUUUUUUAAAGGGGCACUUA